AUGACAAAAAAUAAAAAUAAAACAGGGACAAAUAAUACUAAAGUAGAAACAACAGAUGCAAAGCCAAAGGUUGUAUUAAGAACUUAUAGAGAUACAGAUUAUGAACAAGUAGAAUAUCUUUUUCGAUCAACUCAAGUACCUUUAGUUUAUGAAAGCAUUCGUAGUAAAUUAUGGGCUCUGCCAACAUGGGGUAUUUGGUUUAUCGUUUAUUCGGGACUUUUGAUCAGUAUCCCUAAGGCCAUCACAUUCUGUAUUGGUAAUUUACCUGAAUGGGCCAUGGUGAUUAUCAAGAUUUUUAUUUCCUUCUGUUGGGCAGUGGUCGGAUUUGCCAUCAUCUUUAUUUCAUCGGAUCGCAUUGAAAUUCAAAAUCGUGUUGAUGAAGCCAUGGCUAAUGAUCUUUAUGAUCCAGAUCUUUAUUAUUUAAAUUAUACAAUCAACAAGGAUGGGAAAAAGGUACGUAAAAGUGAGAGUGAGCAAGUUCCUUCUCAUUUCUGGGUAUUAUCGAUUGAUGAUGAAAUCUGUGGUAUGAUUGGCUUAUUAUGCAAUAAUCAAGACCUGGAAGAUCGACGAGAGACUGUGCCUGUCGGAUGGAAACAGUUUAUUAUCGCUGUCUUGGAACUCUUUCGUUUAUCAUCCAUGCCUCCCUUUCUCGAGAAGCAAAGGGCAAACAUAGAUCCUGGCAAUAAAAAUAACUCUAGACGUAUCUUUGCCCGAAAACAAAUUCCUAAAACGGCAACCAUCACUCGUUGGGCGAUUCGGUCAGAUCUUCAAGCCUGUGGACUCUCUAGUUUAUUGAUAAACAGAGCCAUCACUUGGGCUCAUGAACACGAUAUAAAUCGUAUCUAUGCCAUGACAAAUGAAUGUUGUAUGGCAGCUGAACAAAUCUUGACAGGACGUCAUGGAUUUGUGAUUAUGAAGAGAUAUAAUCUUAACUUUUUUGGAGAAUAUAACAAAUUAUUUGCUUGUCGUGUUAAAGAAUGGAUGGAAAAGAAUGGAGAAAAGACAAGAGCAGCAUUUAAAAAAUCCCAAUAA
Cokeromyces recurvatus is the source of this 1032-nucleotide messenger RNA. RefSeq lists its product as uncharacterized. The transcript has a single exon. The coding region runs from base 1 to 1032 and encodes 343 amino acids. The record is from RefSeq and is a predicted model, not a curated record. Lineage: Eukaryota; Fungi; Mucoromycota; Mucoromycetes; Mucorales; Mucoraceae. Gene Ontology annotation, molecular function: N-acetyltransferase activity.